AUGUCCAUGACAAGGCCUAAGGAUUUGCCAAAUGCCGUGGUCACCGAGAAAGACACAACCAAUGUGCGCCGGCUACGUCGAUGGGCACCCAAAGCCCGGACUGGGUGUCUGACCUGCAAGAUUCGACGAAUUAAAUGCGAUGAGAUCAAGCCGAGUUGCAAAAAAUGUACUUCAACUGGACGCAAGUGCGAUGGCUACGAGGAUUGUGCCGUAGAUACUCAGCCUAUUGGCUCAAUUCGAUCGUCUACUUCAGUUGCGAAGAAGACAACCCGCUCUAGGGCUUUGGUACCUGCAGCAGCGCCAAUCUACUCUGUAUCAUGGCUCCCAUUCUACGGCGGGGAGCUCCAAAAGCGAAACUUUGACUUCUUUCAAUCAGUGACCUCUUCGGCACUUUCAUCUUUCUACGGAAGUGAAUUCUGGGCCUCAGAGACGUUACAGGUUGCGCAUCAAUAUCCGGCUCUGUUUCAUGCCAUUACGGCUUUUGGUAGCAUACAUCACGGUUACUUGAGCGAUACGACACCGUUAGAUGUACCUCGCACAGGGAAAAAUGAUCAUAUUGAGUUCGGACUUCAGGAAUUUAACAAGGCUAUUAAAUCCAUGUCCGCCCUUAUAUCGCAAAAAGAGCUUUCAGCUCAAGACCAACAGGCGAUUUUAACGACCUGUAUACUUUUCACUGGCCUCAGCUCUCUUCAGGGGAGACAGUCGCAGGCGUUUAUGCAUGUCAAAAAUGGGUUGAGGAUGAUUCAUCAUUGGCGUCUGAAUAGUCGCCUGAUCAGCUCGAAAGAAAAAAAUGCGGUGGAUAUGCUCCUGUUAACAUUUAUACAAUUAGAUACGCAAAUACGACCUUAUCUCGCCGGCCAGGAAUCUUUUCUACAAUGGAUAGAUGAGGUUAUAGUUUCCCCAUCAUCUCGUCGGCGGAUCUUUCGGACGGUAUUCGAGGCGUAUUUUGACCUUGAAAUAUUCCUUAAUGAGCUUUUCCGAUUAGAUUUCAACGCAUACUCGUUCGACCAGCUUUAUAUAGAGAUAGACUUAUUGAACAAACAGGCAGAUAUCUGGGAUCGACAGUUUGGACAAUUAUUAUCUACGAUCACGCCAAACAUCUCAGACAUGGAUGCAUUAGUUGCCAUUCGACUUCGGCGAGAGUAUGCUCGUGCCAUACUGUCCAGUUUAGUGGUCAACGGGAAGGACAAUGUGCACGAUGAAAUGCUUCCAACAUACCAGGUAAUAGUGAAUCUUGCCCAAAAGAUCCUUCAAAAGGACAGUCGUGCAUCACUUUCCGGCGUACCAAAUAAUCGGAAACUUGAACACCCGAUCUUUGUUCUCGGAAGCACUGUCGUCGAACCUCUCUUCUUGGCUGCAACACGCUGUCGGGAACCUAUACUUCGUCGUCAAGCGCUGCAAUUACUGCGUCAAUGUCCCCGGCGGGAGGGGAUUUGUGAGGGUAUGAUGGCUGUUAGGAUAGUGCAAGAGGUUAUUGAAGUCGAGGAAGAAGGGUGCCUACGAUCUGUUGACUGGCGCAGACGACAUUCGGCUUCGCCAACAACCGCUUCUCCGUAUCGGUCUACAUCUCCAUGCCGUCAAUUCUUGCCAUCCAGGGGAUGUCCGGAUUCAUUGACCCAAAAUAACUUUCGGGGAACAACGGAAUUACCUGAUGGAUUCAUGAACCAUAUCAAUGGACCCAUAUCACCCAAUAUCGAAGAGAUGAAGACGAUCAGGUCUAAGAUCCCGACUGAGAAAAGUCAAUGCUCGGAAAAAGGGAAAUGGGUCUGUGAACAACAUCGAGUUGUAGACACUCAAUUUUUGCUUCUUACGGAGCGGCAGCUCAAAAUAGUCAUCUGGACUAAGGAGGAUCGUGAAUCGAAUAGAAUGGGUAGAGAAAUGGUUUUGACGUGGUGGUGAGGACGUAGGGAUGGCCCAGUGCUUCUGUCUAUGACCGGAUUGGCGAGAGGGAACAGAAACGAGCCAAUGCGAUCAGUCUUAGAUACCUGUUUUUGCCAACAUUUAUGAACGGACUGAACCAAGCAAUACCCUCAUAUUUUCGUAGUCGGUAUAGACCGAAAUGCAACACGCCCAUCUUCAACCUUCAGCACGUGUACGAAAACAUUAACCCUCAAUCUUGGAAGAUUCAUUAGAGCUGCAAAACGGGAAACGUGCGAAACAUCAUUAUGGCAUUUUGGACACUGCCAGUCCUUGCUCGAUUCAUCGUCUUUUUCAAGUUUUUUGAUACAUGCAUUGCAGAAGGUGUGAUCGCAAGGUCGUAUACUAUAAAGCGUGGAAAGAAAACGAGAUAUUAGAAUAGUACUACCUGCCACAUUAUAAAGAU
Talaromyces stipitatus ATCC 10500 is the source of this 2323-nucleotide messenger RNA. RefSeq lists its product as uncharacterized. Gene Ontology annotation, biological process: regulation of DNA-templated transcription. The record is from RefSeq and is a predicted model, not a curated record. Lineage: Eukaryota; Fungi; Ascomycota; Eurotiomycetes; Eurotiales; Trichocomaceae. The transcript is spliced from 3 exons. Gene Ontology annotation, molecular function: DNA-binding transcription factor activity, RNA polymerase II-specific; zinc ion binding. The coding region runs from base 1 to 1899 and encodes 632 amino acids.